UAAUAUAUCACUCAUAAUACGUUGGUCACCCACUCUCAGAUACGCGAAAAAAAGAUCCCUGAGCCCCCGCGCCGCUCCCUCCCCGGGGCGACACGGGCGGCGACCCCCGCUCCUCCCGCAGCCUCCCCUCACCAGCCCCUCUCCUCCUCGCCGUCGCCGGUGACCUCCGGCAGGCAAAGCCUGUGCGGAGCCGGCGGCGGCGGGGUGCUCUCUGGCCGCUGCUCACUCGGGAGGAGGGGAUCUCGCGUGCGGGUGGCGGCUGUCCGGUGUUCGGCUCCGGGGCAGCGUCCUUGCUUGCGGCGGAGGCGGUCUUCGGCGUGCGUCGCGGCGUCUGGUCGCGGUGGUGGGUGCACCGUCGCGGUGCGCGAGGUCGUAGUCGUCGGGCCUGUUCGGUCCCGAUCCGAUCUGGGAUCCGCAGGCGGCGGUUGGCGCGGGCGGUGGAGGAAGGCUCGGCUCCUCUGGUGCGCGUCCUGGAGGCCUCCUGCAGCGUCUUCUCCGGCUAGGUGCCGUGGUGGUUUAGGCUGGAGCUUCGGUCGGUCGGCUGCCGAUCUGGUAGCUUGUCCGGCGAGUUGGGGUGGGGUGGCGGCCCUCCCUCCCUGCUCGGGGCUCUUCUGUGGCGCUGCAGCAGCAGUGGGUUGCUGGAUCUGGCCUGUUUCGGCCGUGUUCGGCUCGUCGGCGUCUAGCCGGCGGCGAGGAUUGUGGUGGCUUCUGCUUGGUCAUGGCGCGAUGGCUUCGUGGGAGGUGUGCGGGUCAGCGGAGGUGCUAUGCGUGGGGGUGUGGGUGUGGGUGUUGCUCCGGGCGAAAGCUUGCCGCGCUCUUGCCGGCCGAUGGCGUCGGUGUCUGUGGGCGUCGUUUCACCUUCUUGGAGGCGCCGCCGUGGAGUCCACCCUUCACGCACCCUUGGAUCCAGUUCUUCGGGCGAAAGCCUAAGACCCAGUCAGGUCGGGCGACGGCGUCGGCAUCGUUGCUUCCCUCUUUGGGGCGUCGCCUGGAAGAACUUUGGAUCUUGUUUGCACGCUCCAUGGGUUGGUCAUGGUGGUGCGGCCUGCUCAGGACCGAGGGUGGUGUGUUCUUCUUCAGGUGUUUCUCUUCGGUUGUCCUACGUGUGGUCUCUGGCCUGCUCUAUGCAUGCUCAUGCCCAUGCUCUGUUGAGGCGAGCCUCAGGCUCUUGGUCUCGUCUUGGUUCAUCUUUGCUUAAUGACGACGCAAUGACGCCUCCCCGACUUGCUAAUCGUCUUGAACUUCCGUGGCGGAGCGCUCAGUCAAGGACUGUUGGCAUCGACAUGGCUUGGGCGAAUUAAUUUGGCGAUUAAGAAGACAUGGUGGUGUUAUCUCAUUGUUAGAACAGGAUUGUAUUUCGAUGACAGAAGCCAGUUCAUGAGUCAAUUGGCCAACGACACCCUGAAUAAGUUGAGAGUACUCAAUGGAGUGAAAUUUGAAUACAGCUACUGGAAUAUCCAUACACACGGAUUCGCCGGUCAGCAAAAUACGCAGGUUGAUGCCUUGGCCAUGGACAUACUUUUGGAAUCUAGGCCAAAAGAUGACCAAGGUAAUGCAUUUGUAGAGCUCAUGCAGAUGAAACCCGAGGCUAUAACAAAAGAAUGUCUAAAGUUUCUGACUGAAAAUGAUCACCUCCUCUUUAUUGAUGAGAUGGAGUCCACCGCAGAAUGGGACUCGAUUAAAAAACACCUGUUAUGGUUCUGACCGUUGUGGAUGUUCAGAUGGAGGAGACAACAGAAAGGAAGAUGGUGAAUUUGAACUUGAUAACUUUGUUGGGCGUAGUGAUGAGAUGGACUUUUUUUAUCGCCGUAGUCCUGACGUGAAGUUGUUGUGUGUGGGGGGGAUUGCUGUUGUUGGGAAAUCAGCUAUCGUCAGAGAGAGUUUCCACGGCAAAGUGAUAACAGGCGGACACUACAUAAUGCACAGCUGGGUGGAUGUACCCCAUCCUUUCGAUUUGACGGACUUAUGCCGGAGAUUGCUUUUGAAUUUUUAUCCGGAUAAUCUUGAGGCAAAGGAAACUGCAUUAAUUAGUAUGAUGGAAGGAAAAGACCCAAUUCAAGGGUGCUGUAAAAUCCUCCGUCAAAACAAUUGUCUCGUUGUUAUUGAUGGUCUGCAGUCGAAGCAUGACUGGGACUUGAUAAAAAAAGCUUUGUUUUCCCAGCCUGUUAGAGGAAGAACCGUUGUCAUUACACGUGAAGAAAGCAUCGCCACAUAUUGUACUAAUAAAAAGGAUGAAAUUCUCAAUGUCAAAGGUCUAAAAGAUGAUUUGGCCCUUAAUCUCUUCAAGAAGAUUAAUCUCAAAGCCGAGAAACUGUCUCAAUCUUUCCCUGAGGUAGUAGAACCAAUUUUAAAGCAUAUCAUGUCCAAGUGUGGUGGGCUUCCAGAAGUAAUAGUUGCUGCAGGAAAAAUUGCCAUCCCAUACUCAGAGAGAAUUAGUUCCUUGGAGCUUUUCAAUGCUGAAUUGAUGGAAAUAUUGGAGAACUCGUUAAGCUUUCCUAGAUUAAAGGGUAUCUUUUGUUGGAUGCAAUCCUAUUUUGAUGCCUGCUCAGAUGAACUCAAGCCAUGUAUCUUCUAUAUGUCAGUAUUCCCUAUGGACCAAAGCAUUAGGCAAAGGCGUUUGCUCAGGCGGUGGAUUGCAGAGGGUUACUCCUCUGGUGGUGGUGGUGGUGCUGCAGAGGAGAAGGGAGAAAAGCUCUUCUCCGAACUCAUGAAAUUGAGCAUAUUAUAUCUGGAUCAGCGGACAUCAUCAACGACAAAAAGCUGGAUGGUCAAUGGCUUCUUCCGUGAAUACAUCAAGUCACGGCCAAUGGAAGAUAAUCUUGUGUUUGCACUAGAGGGGGGUUGCAGCCCCAGCUCGCGACUCACGGGACAACACCUCACCAUAAGCAGCUGUUGGGACAGGGAUGAGAUUGUGUUCAAUAGCAUGGACUUGUCACGGCUACGGUCUUUGACAGUGUUUGGGAAGUGGGUGCCAUUCCUCGUCUCGGACAAGAUGAAGGUGCUUCGGGUGCUUGAUCUAGAGGGUACUAGUAGGACAUCAGAUGGUACUGCUAGUGUAACAGAUGAUGUUCUGGAGAAGAUCGUGAAGCAGUUUCGUCGCCUCAAGUUCAUGUCCCUGCGUGGAUGCAUGGAAGUCACUCGUCUCCCUGAUUCAUUGGGUGCCAUGACUCAGCUGGAGACUUUGGAUGCCAGGCACACCUCCAUAGUCGAGCUGCCACCUGCUAUCAUCACCAAGCUACACAAGCUUCAGUACAUUCGUGCUGGCACCACCAAAGCAAGACGACUACAAGCAGCAACAAGAGCAGCAGCAGCAAUGCCACCACCACCACCACCACCACCACCAACAACAACAACAACAACACAAGAAGAAGACAUCCAUAGUGGAAGGAGCUCCUUUGUAGGAGUCAAAGCAGCAGCAGCAUUAGGUGUGGUCCAACGAGCAUCAUCUAGAAUUACUGGAGCAUUGAAGAAUAGGGUGCAUGCUUUGGUGGAAUCCAGCAGCAGCAGUAGCUGGUGGGAGUCGAAGAAACAGCGCAGGCGUCGCGUUCGUGUUGCUGCAAAUGGUGACGGUGUUGAGAUUGUUCGUGCCGCCGCCGAGGGGAUUGGGAAGCUGACGGAGUUGCAUACACUCGGUGUUGUGAAUAUUGCAGGUGGGAAAGACAGUCUCCUACUCCUCAAGGAGCUCGAGAAUCUUACCCAGCUGCGCAAGCUCGGGUUGACCGGCAUCAACAGUAAAAACUGGAAGGAGUUGUGCGAUGCCAUCUCCGGUCACCUCCCUCAUCUCGAGUCCUUGUCACUGCAACUGCUGGUGCUGCAGGAGAAUGCCGGCAGCUAUGAGUUUGCUUGUUUUGACCGCAUCUCCGUGCUGCCCAAGACCCUGAAGCGCCUUAAGGUACUGUACACUAGUAGUCGUAACAGUGUUGCAUGCAUAAGGCAAACAUGGACCAGGCUUCCCGAUCCCGUAUGUUUCCAACAUGAGUGGAGGGUAUCAACUGGAGAGGACAUAGGCAUGUUAUUUAGCCGGGAUAUGUUACGAAGCUCUGACCGCCCUCAUGUCCAGCCGGUAGAGGAGCUUCUCACAUUUGGUCAUGUGCCUACACCUGAUGGUUCUGAGUGGAGACCUGUCGAGCACCUCAGGUUUGACUGCCACGGCAUCCGCUCAAGGGUAACUUUUGGACGGGCAACUUUUUUCUCGGUUGAGACGCUCAACAUUAACUGCUGCAGAUCUUGUGGUGGAUCGUCGUGCUUGUGGAUUGACGGGCUAAGGUACCUACAUGGACUCAAGGAAGUCUGUGUAACGGGAGAGUACAGCAGCAGCUUCGCGCAAGACUUGCGCAGGCAACUUGACAAGCAUGCAAACCAUCCUGAACUGAAGAUGUUAAACUCCUCGUAGAGAUCAGUAGUAGCAGAGUGAUGUAUGUUUGUUUGUUACUAUACUUGUGUAUGUCGCAAUAAAUUAGCUACAGUACUGUUUGUUGCAAA
This is a messenger RNA of Triticum aestivum (bread wheat), 4482 nucleotides long. Its product is annotated as disease resistance protein Pik-2. The transcript is spliced from 4 exons. Lineage: Eukaryota; Viridiplantae; Streptophyta; Magnoliopsida; Poales; Poaceae. Gene Ontology annotation, molecular function: ADP binding. Bases 1625 to 4393 code for a protein of 922 amino acids. Gene Ontology annotation, biological process: defense response to other organism. The record is from RefSeq and is a predicted model, not a curated record.